Xyrichtys novacula (pearly razorfish) is the source of this 8283-nucleotide messenger RNA. Lineage: Eukaryota; Metazoa; Chordata; Actinopteri; Labriformes; Labridae. The record is from the annotation of a GenBank genome assembly.
AGGUGAUACAUUUUCCGCCUCGCCAUUUUGUGCUGCUGCGCCGGGUAUUUAUCAGAAGAGUCGUGACUGUCCGGUUUACUCGGUUAGUUAGGUGAUCAGACGGUUCUCUGUAUACUUGGUUUUUCAUUUCAAGCCUGUGGCCUUCGAUAGGGUUCGCGAAGUGCGAUUUUUGCGUCCACGCUUGUAAUAAAUUUUGUAUAUUUAGUUUAUUUUUAUAGUGUGUGAGUAAGGAUGUCGGCCGAAAGCCCCGAAUACUCUCCGUUCUUCGCAGUGAUGGGAGCCUCUGCGGCUAUGGUGUUCAGCGGUAAAUAUCACACUACCACCUUUUCUAUUUAAGCUGUUUAACUUCUACUAAUCGUCAUUUUUCUCCUUUUGCUGUUAACCCCUUUGUGCAUUCAUGUCAUUUCUAACAGGGUGCGUUUCCUGACGCUCGCUGGUUAAAGUGAUCCGCUAACGUUAGCCACGCUAAUGUUACCGUCGCAAUGCUAAUCUUCAGCGCUUUUAUAUUCAGACUCUAGCUGCAGCUCGGCCAGUUGGAGAUUUUGGUCGAUUUUUAGUUUAUUUUUUUCUCUCUCUUAAUAUUGAAUUCGUAUUUUUGUGCCUUAGAGUGGCCACAGACACCAGUGAAGACGAGGUGGCUAGCUGAUGACGAAUACAUAUGUUAGCUUUGACGUUAGCUUUGAUCGGUUAGCGUCGAUGUUUAUCUUCGUGAGUGAUUGAGAUACGUAGAUAUUGAUUACCUUUAUAUCAAUGUAACGGCCUGUAGAUGCUAACCUCUUUAUUUAAAAUAGAAAAAAAAACAGGUGAUAGAAUACAAAAGUGUUGCGUGAACGAAGACAUCGGCAGUCGUUGACGCACAGUAAUUGAACAGACGUCGUGCUGCGUUUACUGUCCAGCCACUAUCUGCCAUCUGUCAAAUCUGGGCUGUCAAAUCUUAAUCAUUUAUCAAAAUACACCUUAACCUGAAAUCUGCUUGUUCUCACGCUUUCUUUCCCCAGCUUCUAUGACCACUGGAAACCCAGAUCAGCUGGUCAACUUCCUUAUUACUGAGGAGAAUGACACAAGGUCACAUGAUUAUCACAUGAGACUUCUGACUUGGAGUUGCCGUUUGACUACUGGUCAAGUCAACUGUAACCAUAGAAAUUACCAUGAACUUUUGUAGAAAAAUGUUUACUGUAAGAAAAAGGAUUUAAAUCACUGGGUAUUUGUUAAUCGAUUGAGACAGGAAGUGGUACAGAAAGUGGACUUUGAAACAGUCUUGUUUUUUCCCUUUUAUGGAUCCCUGCUGUUUAUUAUUUUUUAUGCUUCAAGUGAGGACAACAGCUUUGUUCAAUGCCCUGGGAACUCUGUAUUAUUCUGGCAAAGUCCUGCAUGUGACCAGAGAGACUGCUGGGAUUGAUGCAGCUCCAAUGUGAAAUCUACAGGCUACUAGAGCUAAUUGAUCAUGUCACAGAGGGCAUGACCUGCUGCAGCUUUCGGCCUUUAGCCAAAACUGAUCAGGUGUUAGGUGCUACACAUCUUUCUAUUGAUGAAUUUAUCCUUUUUAUAAAAUGACAAAGGAUGUCUUGUUAACAAAGAGCGAAAGACAUUUUUAAUCGUCUUUCAGCAGAUCAUGUUAGGCCGCUUGCUGAACAGAAAUCAGAUUUUCUGGUGUUCUUUUUCAGCUUGUGAUUUCAAGAAUUUCCGAAUUUUUCAAUUUGGUUUUCAACUGUAAAGUAUCAUAAUUCUUAAUACAAACCCCUCCCAUAAAACAUGAUGACUUCAAGUUGUCCAGUCUCACCCGGAAAUGAACAUUAGCUGCUUGUUCGCCAAAGCCAGCGCUGGUCUUGUCAUAGCUCAGGUUUAAUUUGGAGUGAUAGGGAAGGGCAGCAUGGUGGUGGCGGCAGACCUGGAGGCAAGCAGUACUUCUGGUCUGGUGGUGAGGGAGUGACAGCUGGGGAAUUAGCCAGGAGGGAGGGGAUCACGCUGGCACAGAGCAGGGGACGUGGUGGUGGUGGGAUGGAAGGGGAGACUCCCUGAUUCAGACUUCAGCUUUAAGGAUUUCUGAGUGUCUGUGGUGUCAUAUAAAGGACAUUAUUGUUAGUGUUACUGGGAUUUUAGUUCUUGAAGUGUAGCUGAAAAACUGACUUCUAUUCAUUAACUAGAUAGACGUUAUAUUUUUGAGGGGAUUGGUGCAUAUUUCAUUGAGUAUAUUCCACAUAAUGUCACACUCACAUCAUCAUAUUCAGACGUUUUUGACUCUUUCUUGCUUUAUUUUUCAUAUAAUCACUGAUUUGAAGCAUGUAUCAGGCAGCAAUAGGCAAUUAUCUGCACAUUUACUGUCACGCCGUGGUGUCAGGUGAUGUUGCAUUGUGUCCUGUCGCUAGGACUUCCCCUAAAGUGAUGCCUGGCUUGAAACAGGUGACACUCACAAGGUGCCAUUUAACCUGAGAUUAGAAAGCACCACUCCCAUCGUAGCUUCGCUGCAUAUCAUUUUAAAGAGGCAUGUUUACGAUUUUCUCCUUUUUAACUCCCUUUGAAAUAAAGAAGACAGAGAGAAAAUAAUAAUGACUGUAUGUCUCGUAUAAAGACUGAUUACUGUUCGAGUUGUGGUGGUGACACGGAUAGUAAAUGCAUCACUUCCUCUGCAGCAGCCUCUUUUUCUUUGCUGUUAAUGGUAGUUUGGUUCAGAGUGAGUUAUCUUUGUUGCUUGAACCUUAUUUUACGCUCAUAUUUUGUCUCUUUGAUACACAUCCUUCUGCAGUGAAACGUAUUUGGUGAUGGCAGCAUUUCUGGCAUCUAUUUCCCUCUGUUUCUGAUGCGUUAGAUUUGCCAGUGUGUUCCGUUUCUGCACAUCACAUCAACAUUUUAGACCUCAGCCAGCAUGCAUCUGCGAAAAUGUUUCUACAACUGUGACCUUCCUCUUUUUCUUUAUUUCCUUAAAAGCAGUUCAUCAUCAUUCACUCCCUGUUCAGAGCAGACCAGUCUGCUGUGUACUGCGUGGGCUCAUUGCAUGCAAGAUCAUCCCUAGCUGUAGGCACCUCCCGCUCUGACAUCACAAGACGUCACAAGGACAUCCCAUACAUGAAAUAUUCUGCAGGCAGAGAAAAAAGAAAAAAAGGGGGAAAAGCUGUUCACCUAAGCUGAGGGGAUUAGGAUUAUAAACCCAGAGGUUGUGCCUCCACACAACUGCAGAAGCCAACCUGGCAUCCAUCAAGCCGCUAAAUCAUCAGGACAGAAUGGCAAUGUUUGAGGACUCUGGUGUUUCUCCAUGCAGCUUCACCUGUCACACCUCAGUGAGGCCGGGCUUACUGAGACAGAACGGAGGGGGAGGAUAGCGUUACUGACGGUAACAUGUUACGCUGGUUGUUUAUGGAUGAGUGACGGGAACAGCUGUGUAGAUAAAGGGUUAGGUGUUCGCAGAAUAUUCUCAUGCAGUUGAUCAAUUUGAUUUAUUUCUUCUGUUGAACCAGUUUCUUGGGUUUUAUAUCCUUUUGAGUGUUUGUGCAUUUCCUUGAAGUAUUUUAUGGUUCCACUUGUGCUGGAUUUAUGUCAUUUAUUCUGCUAGUCUGGCUUUUUCACAAAGUAAGAACCAAAAAGUAAAGGAGUCCUUUUUUUUUUUGUGGUUGCUAUAGCAGAGCCAAGUUAUACACGCACAUCUCUAUAAAUGAGCCGGAGCUAUUUAACCUUAUAUUGAUGACAUCAGUCUGGUGAUAGAUCAGUGGAAGGGGAUGUGGCUGGCUGCCAUGAACACAUUUGAAGAUUGGCCUGCACCAUCUUCCCCCAUCUACCCCUUGGAUCUUUCUGCCAGAAAGCCUCGCAGCCAGUCUCUGAGUUAACCGGAGCUAUCUGCAGGCUUUUGCAACACAUUGUCCUAAGACAUGAGAAAAAACAUGAAGCAGGCUGUGUGCACAAGGCUGUCUCCCAAGACGAUAUCUCUGGAGACAGUUCAGAUUGAAUCAUCAUCAGUAUGUCGGCCAUGAAGCUGCUUCAAAGCUACGACGCCAAGUCUGCCAAGAAACAGUCCAAGGAUGCAUUUUGCUUACUCACUUAUUCUACUACCUUUUAAAGAUGGUUGAUGUUUAACUAUGUUGCACAAGUUUACUGCAUCCAAUAUGAUUAUGUUGGCAAAUUGCAUGUGAUUUAACACAUGCUUUGACAUGUUUUGUUAUUGCAGAAGAAAAACAAGCGAAAGGCAGGUGACCGUUGCAUCACAGCAAAAUAAAAAAUUAGCCAAGGCAACCAAUGUCUUUCAUGUAAAUACCACGGUGAAGUUAGUUUUAGGUUGGAUAUCUGACGGACAUUCACUGUGGAUCUACCGUUGUCUUCUCACUUUUCGUAACCGGGAAUAGCAACAGCAGCGCAGUUAAAUCUACUCGUUGAAUAAGGGACCAUCAAUAAAUUAUGGGUUGAUGUUCCCAGAAAAGGCUGUUUUCCUUCAGUAGCUUCCAUGUCAUGUGACCAAUUAACCUAAAAUUGAUUUUAAAUAAUAGUACUUAUGUCGACCAAUGAGAAAAACAUUACUUGAUCAAUUUUCAUUGGGCCCCUAAAGUUCUUCAUGUGCUCCCUGCUUUUUCAACUUAAGAGCACAUGCUCUCCUUGUGAAAAAAGUUGGUGUCAAGCCCUGAAUGGGAAAACUCUGAACUGUUCUUACAUGGAAGUAAAUUUAGUAGAUGCUAUCCUGUGUGGACAGUGUUGUCUUGUAGCUUUCACUUUGCUUUUACUGUGGGUGGAAGAAAUAAACACACAUGCAGCAGUACAUAUGCCCAACACACCUGUGACGUCAGGAGAAUCUUGUCAAACCAGCUUUUGGUUGGCAACACAGCCGUGCUCUGACAGCUAUUGGUGGAUGCUGCAGAAGAUGAACAAUGGCCUGUUGUGUACACACGUUAGAUUGAUUAAAUAUCUGCCUGUUCAUCUUGCAGAGGGUGACUCCUCUGUUGUUCCUGCAGGAUUUCUGUUUUCUUGUGGUGCAGAUGGUGUUCCUAGUCCAAAGAUAUAUAUAUAUAAUGGGCUGUGUGUGCAGAUGGUAAAGGGGAUAUGUGAUCUAAACUGCAUUUGGAUUUAUGUUUUCUAAUUUUAGUGCGUAGUGACUAUUGAUUUUCCAUUUUACUCUCUUCCUGCAGUCACGCUUAUGUGUGACACUCCACUUUCUCCUCAGCAUCACAGGCCCACUGAGCAGAAACGCUGAUGAAGGUUUUUGUCCUCCUCUCUCCCCGUCACAUUUCACUGAUGCUGCACAGAGCCCAGUGCGCUACAGAAAAAGGCACACAGCAGAUGUGUGUGCGGCGCCCUUACUGUUCUGAUGCUCCUUCCUGUAGAUGUUGUAUCCUGGCUCUUUUAUGAUGUCAGCAGUUCCCCUGCGUGCUUAAGCCUAAUGAGGCUUUUUUCAUUCAGAGAGUGAUUUACAACUGCAGCUGUCUGGGCAGAGUCAUCCCUGAAAUCACAAGGGCUGGAGCAUUCAAAGGAGAGGAGAAACUGUGACAGAGGUGUUUGGUUGGUUUGUCUCAAUUCUGCGUCACUUGAAAUGAUGAUCUGUUAUUUCCUCUUUUGAGACAAGCAAAAAUCCCCCCCCUGUGUGAAGCCAUGUUGGAUUCUCCAAGGGGAAGAGAAACUGUAACAGCUGUCGUUUUUCUUGCACCAGCUCUUUUUUCACUUCUUCAUUAUUGAGUCGUGCUUUCUCAUUUCUCAAGUCGCUCUGCUGUCGCAUUUCACCAUACAUUGUGUUGUUUCAAUGUAGUUUUCUAUGCAGUUUAUCUUGAAUUAUUCUCUCUCUGUGUCUUUCUAGCCUUGGGAGCAGCCUAUGGCACAGCCAAGAGCGGAACGGGGAUCGCCGCCAUGUCAGUGAUGAGGCCGGAGCUCAUCAUGAAGUCUAUCAUCCCCGUAGUCAUGGCGGGUAUUAUAGCCAUCUACGGCCUGGUAGUAGCAGUGCUGAUUGCCAACAACAUCUCAGAAAAAGUCAGCCUCUACAAGUGAGUUCAGUUGACCACAGCUUCAGCCGUUUGUCUGGUGGUUAUCUUUUUUCAGCAUUGACAACAAAAGCUUGAGUGGGGUUUACUUGAUUGGAUCAAAAGGAGGUGUCGGUCUGACACAAACAAUGCAGGAAAUUGUGCAAAGACUGUAGUGUUUCUUCAUCUUUUGAUAAUACAACAGCCGCCAAGAAAGAGUUUCAUCAUUUCACCAGCGCCCUGAUAUAUCUCCACUUUCUACUCAAUCCAUGAGUUAUUCAACACAUACAAGCACUGUCGCACACUCUUUCAUUACAAUGAACACAACCUGUGUAGAUCAACACCCCUGACUAUGGUUCGGUCCCAUCACGGCAUAUGUGAUGUUCAUACCACUUCCUGUCACUGAUCUAAAGUUCAGGUGACCUGACAGAAAUAAACCUGCUGUCUCACCCACAUGAAAAAUUUUUCUCCCUGAUUUAAAUAUACAGCUUUUUUUUCAUUGAGUAAGUCGUUCUAGAAGCAAGCAGAGUUUUGGCUUAUAACAAUACAGAAACACCAGUAUUAAAGAGUGAAUCAAGUUCAAAUACCAGGUUAGGAUCACUAAUACAAGCACAAACAACAGCCGUAUUGUUUGAUCAAAAGCCGAGGGCAGCAGAUUAAUCACAGGUUGAAAGCUUACCCAAAAUCAACAAAACAGCUUUUACCAAACUUGUGAACUUUGAUUUAUCUUUACACAUUUUUAAAUUCUCACUUUUGCAAUUUCAGUUAAUGAUUUCUCAAUCCCUUAAAUCACUAAAUUUUAUAAUCUUGAACUUUCCUCAUGCUGGCUAACAGUGCUUUCUUUGUGCUCAGGAGUUUUCUCCAUCUGGGUGCCGGGCUGAGCGUGGGCCUCAGUGGGCUGGCAGCAGGCUUUGCAAUCGGCAUCGUGGGAGACGCAGGCGUGAGGGGCACAGCUCAGCAGCCAAGGCUUUUUGUGGGCAUGAUCCUCAUUUUGAUUUUCGCUGAGGUCUUGGGUCUCUACGGGCUCAUCGUCGCCCUCAUUCUCUCCACGAAAUAAAAAAAAAAAACCAACAACAACCAAACAUCUCCACUACAAGAUCUGUCCUUUAUGUUGCUGCUGGAGAAAAAGUGUAAAACGGGAAAAAUUGUAAAAAAUUUCUGCCACACAAGAUGAAAGAAGUGAAGGCGGGAAAAAAUGAAUUAAAAUGGCUCCAUAAAUAUGGUCUUAUCUCAACAAUGUGUACAGUCGUCCCGAUUUGAUAGUCAACUUGUAAAUGCGCAAUGUAGUGAUUCGUCUGUCUUGUGUGUGUGUGUGUGUUUCAAAACAGUUGUAUGAUGAAGAUUCCUUUUUUUCCCUCCACUUAUUUCAGGCCUUGAGGCUGGCUGAGGCAGCCUGGCCUCUGGUCAUAGAGAGCUGACCGAAAAGGGCCGCACAGCUUUUUCUCCUCCCACAUCAACCGGGGAGUUGACACAAUUUCUGCAUUAAUCUUGAGGAUCUAUUUGUAAAGAGAAAUGUAUAUGGACUUUACGAUUUUUUUCCACUGAUUUUAUUUAUAAGAAAUUGUUCAUUGAACUGUUUAAUGCAGCAAGUCUUUAAUUCCCCAGGAUAUAUUAUACAUAUUAUAUACAGACAUAUAAAUAUCUAUAUAGAUAGAUUUAAUGCACUGUGGGGUAAUUGUGAUAAGUGGUUGGAAUUCCUCUGGAUGUAAUUCUUGGUUUAAUAAUUAAGAUUGCCUUUAGUAUGUUGCUGGUGAAGUGGGAGUUUUUGUGUGUAGCUGUAUUCUAAUCAUUACGCAAACAUUCUCAAACUUCAGUGUUUUUCCUGUAGUACUGCUGUUUGCAUUAAAGGUGUGUGUGCCCCGUGUUGGGUCUCACAAGUGUAAUUUCCAAAAAGUUCAUCUCCUCUCCAUCUUCUUCACUCCCCUCUCAUCUGUGGCUGUACUUCAUCUCUUCCACAUUCCAGCCAUUAAAAUCCUGCAUGGGUUUCAGUGUCUUGUUGCUGUUGGAUAUGAAGCUGAAGUGCAGGCUAGCUUCAGAAAAUUGAAUCCAGAUCAAAAAGCUUGUCCAAAGUCCUACAGCUCCUUUUUAAAAUCGACAAGAGUUGAUAUCCUUUUGUAGCUUGUAGCAGAGAUCAAUACCCAGGUUUGUCCUCGUUUCAUGGAGACUGGUAAGAUUUGAUCUGGAGUUUAUUUUCUGGAAACGGACCUGCUGCUGAAGCUUUACUGAAGCGCCAAUCUACAAUCCUGUAUUACCACUGGUAUUGAAGUUAUCCUGAUGUGUCGACGUGUGUCACAAUCAAAUUAAAGAAGAUUCCAACUUAGAUUUGACUGUCUUCCGAAAACACACACAAAGAGGG